Messenger RNA from Neoarius graeffei (lesser salmon catfish), 3486 nucleotides. RefSeq names its product hyaluronidase-5-like. Gene Ontology annotation, biological process: hyaluronan catabolic process; carbohydrate metabolic process. Lineage: Eukaryota; Metazoa; Chordata; Actinopteri; Siluriformes; Ariidae. The record is from RefSeq and is a predicted model, not a curated record. The transcript is spliced from 3 exons. Gene Ontology annotation, cellular component: acrosomal vesicle. Gene Ontology annotation, molecular function: hyalurononglucosaminidase activity. The coding region runs from base 1764 to 3122 and encodes 452 amino acids.
UCGACACCCAUGAUCUUGUCACCGGUUCACCAGUUGUCCUUCCUUGGACCACUUUUGGUAGGUACUAACCACUGCAUACCAGGAACACCCCACAAGAUGUGCCAUUUUGGAGAUGCUCAGACCCAGUCACCUCGCCAUCAUAAUUUAGCCCUUGUCAAAGUUGCUCAGAUCCUUACGCUUGCCCAUUUUUCCUGCUUCAAACACAUCAAUUUCAAGAACUGACUGUUCUCUUGCUGCCUAAUAUAUCCCACCCCUUGACAGGUGCCAUUCUAAAGAGAUAAUCAAUGUUAUUCACUUCACCUGUCAGUGGUUUUAAUGUUAUAGCUAAUCAGUGUAUGUGUUUGCUCAUACCUAUGCAUGUAAGUUUUGAACUGUACACCUGAUUUGCAAAAAUAAGGUACCAUUGGAUUUCUUGGCUCAAGUUCAGUUCAAUGUACCCAAAAGACACCAUAUUGGAUUUUCCACAAUUUUGGAUUUUUAUCAGAAACACUUGCAAGUUUUCACAGUCCACAAAUUUUGUCCAAUCUUCACCAAGCUUUGGCUCAAGCCUCACAAAAGUUAUACGGUAUGUUGACUUUUCAAUUUGCAGAAGUAGCCAUCCAUCACAGCCAAUCACAUUUAGCAUGAAGCUGAUAAACAGGAAGUGAGGUCAUAUCUCAGCAACACUUUGAUGUAUCAAAACCAAACUUGGACUCAGGACCCCACUGCCAGGGAGGGCAAAAGAUUUUACUUCAUUUGAUCACGAGGGGGUGUUGCUACAAUAAUCAAAAAUGUGUUUUGGCCAUGGGAGGUCUCAAGACCAACACAUGGUAAUUUGUAAAGUUAAUGUAAUCAAUUCAGCUUCCAUAUUGGACUUUAUCCCAGAGAUUCAAAAUUUUCACAGGCCACAAAUUUUACCCAAGCUUCAACAAAUUGGCACAGAUAAUCUUCAGACAAACCCUCACAAAAGUGAUCAGACACAUUUUUUAUUUUCAAAACUAUUUGUCAGUCACAGCCUAUUGAAUUUGGCAGCAAAGCCACCAAACAGGCAGUGAGCUCAUAUCUCGGCUGAGCUUCGGUCAACUGACAUGAAACUUGUUGUAAGUGUAUACAGCCAUGCUGUUGACCAAAUGACUUGAAGUUUUCAUUGCAACUAUGCCCUGCUGGGAUGCUUGCAGUUAUAUUUCUCCUUGGUCUUACUCACGUUAACUCUCUUUAUGAACAUUAGAUGUCUUCCCAUCCCUUUAGAACACCCAUUUGCCUUCUAGGUUAUCUAAAGCAACCAGAUCAAGCUGACCCUAGAAAUAUUUCAACUUCUCUCCUUAUCAAUAUUUGAGCACAUAGAGUUUUGCUUGUUAAUCUAUCAAGGCCUUUACUUCUCCUCAUUCUAAACAGUCCUCUGCAUAGCCUUUUACAAACAAAAUUUAUUAGACCAACUGGAACCUGCCUAGACAGUGGUGUGUGUGUGUGUGUGUGUGUGUGUGUGUGUGUGUGUGUGUGUGUGUGUGUGUGUGUGUGCGCAAUUACACAAUAACAAUACUGUAUCAUCAUAAAAUGUAUUAUCACAAAUAUAACAAUACUUGAUAAGAUGCUGGAAUGUGUGUAUGUGUGUGUGUGUGUAUUAUAUAUAAUGCUAGAAGACUUGCACUGACAUGGGCUGCUUUAUUCAGCUUCGAGCAGAUUAGAUGGUAUGUUUGCAUGAUUAUUUUAUACAUUGACAAUAUUUUUGUUAUUUUAAUCCCUAUGUAUUGUAUGUUGCUGUUCAUUGGUUUUAGGGUGUGACAAUGUGUCAUCCCAUUGAGAGAGGACAUCGUUUUUGCCUGCUCAUUUUAACACUUUCUGUAAACAUCUACCUCGGCACUGCCUUGUCUCUUCCUUUCACAGCUGCUCCAAUCUUUAAGGAUAUACCUUUUGCAGUCAUAUGGAAUGCACCUACGCAUGUGUGCCGAAACCUCAAGAUUCCAUUGGACUUUUCUAGUUUUCAAGCAGCAACCACACCAGCCAGUGAACCUAAUCAGUUUCUUUUCCUCUUCUACUCCAAUCGGCUUGGACUAUAUCCAUACACAGAGCCUAGUUCAGGGAGGCAGUUUAAUGGCGGCAUUCCACAUAAAGGAAACCUGACAGCCAGUCUUGUGAAAGCCUAUAAUGAUAUCAUCCAGUAUGUUCCUAAGGUCACCCCAGGAUUGGCUGUGAUUGACUGGGAGCAAUGGUGUCCACUGUGGGCCAGGAAUUGGGCCUCCAAAAACAUUUAUCGGAAGCUUUCCUUUCAGUAUGCAAAGGAAAUUAAUCCACUUCUGUCAUCCAGUGAGACUACUUCUGUUGCUAUGCAGCAAUUUCAGAAUGCAGCUAAGGCGUACAUGGAGAAAACCAUGCAGCUGGGAAUCAAACUGCGUCCAAAUUACCUCUGGGGCUUCUACCUGUUUCCAGAUUGCUACAACUAUAGUUGGGAUGAACCAGGCUACACAGGUGAAUGUCCAGUGAUUGAGAAAUGCCGCAACAAUGCGCUCCUUUGGCUGUGGGAGUCCAGUACAGCUUUAUAUCCCUCAGCAUAUUUGAAGGUCAGUCUGAGGGAACAACCUGAAGCAGCUCUGUUUGUCCGGGGUAUUGUAAAGGAAGCUGUGAGGGUGUCUGCUCUUCCAAAGUCCUGCUACACUACACCAAUUUAUGUUUACUUACGUCCUGUCUUCAGUGAUCAGAACAAAAUAUUUCUGACGGAGGCAGAUCUAGUCCAUACUAUUGGAGAGAGCGCAGCUUUAGGUGCAUCAGGUGCAGUGCUCUGGGGUGCAAGUGCUGACUACAACAGCAAGUCCUCAUGUGAAGCACUGGCUGCUUAUCUGCCCUCUACGCUGAACCCUUAUGUGGCCAACGUAACUGCAGCUGCAAAACUCUGCAGUCAGACCCUGUGCCAAAGCAACGGUCGCUGUGUCCGCCAGAACCCCGAUUCAGCUGACUACCUGUACCUGAACCCAAAUAACUUCAGUAUUCAACAGCGUGAUGGCAAAUAUGUGGCUGUUGGUGUGCCUUCCCAAAGUGAUCUUAAUGUCUUUGUAAACAGAUUUACCUGUCAGUGUUAUGUGGGUCAAGUGUGUUCUGCCAGUACAUCCAUUUCAGUGCCUAAGACUCCAGUAGUUAUUCAAGUGUGAUUUUAAGUCUUCUUGCUACCUGGAUACCUUACUGUAAAAUUAUGCUACAAUGAAUACAUACAUAUAAUUCUAUUGCUUUUAUUUUUAAAAAAAUCAUGAAGUGAAUUUUUUUUUUGAAAAACCAUAAACUGUUUAAAAUAAUAUGGAAAUGGAUUCAGUAAAUACUGCUUCUAAAUCAGACUUCUUCAGAGCUGUUUCAGCAUUAAUGUCAGAGGAAGAGAUACAAAGAGAAGUUAAACAGCAAAUUUUCUGCAAUGUAUUUGCUUAAAAUCACGUUUAUGGUCAUGAAUUUUAAUUCUGUUUUUAAUAAUAAAUUAUGUGGUGUAUUUCUACAAAAUAAACCUGGCAGAACUGUGACAGGAAA